GGCUGGCCCUGGCCCGCGGCCCACCUCGUCCUGCUUCGGCUCGACGCGGCCACGAUGGAGGGACCCCGAGACCCUCUCAGUGGGAGGCUCCGGCUCUGCUUCACCCCCGCGGCCCGGACCAGCCUCCUCCUGCUCCGGCUCAACGACGCGGCGCUGCGGGCGCUGCAGGACUGUCUGCGGCAACAGGUCCGGCCGGUGAUCGCUUUCCAAGGCCCCCGAGGGUAUCUGAGGAUCCCAGGUCCUGGCUGGUCCUGCCUCUUCUCCUUCACAGUGUCCCAGUGUGGGCAGGAGGGCACUGGCGGUGGCUUGGACCUUGUGUGCCAACGCUUGGGCAGAUCCGGGCCCAGCCGCCUGCACUGCCUCGGUGCACUCAGGGAGCGUCUCACGAUUUGGGCAGCCAUGGACUCCAUCCCAGGCCCGUUGUCAGUUCACAGACAUCUGACCGAAGUUGUGAGAGAUCCCGGGAGUUGGCAGAACCGGGCUGACGAUUCGGAAGGUGAUGCUGUGUCACAGCCAGAGAUGGCACCAGAAGAGGUGUCAGACCCCUUGAUGAGCAAUGAGGAGCAGCCACUCCCAGGAUCCUCCAGUGAACCUGUGACACCGUGGGAAGUGAGGAACCAGACUCACCCUCCAAACAGAGAACUUGAUCAGGCACUGCCUUCUGCCAGCCAGAAACGUCUGGACAAGAAACGUCCAGCUUCUGAAGCCACUGAAGAAAUAGAAGAGAAGAGGCUCAGAGCACUGCCUCUAGCUCCAAGUCCCCUACAAGGGGACUUAGAAGAGGAAGAUUGGGAGGAAGAAGAUAAAGAUCAAGACACAGAUCCCAGGCUGCAACACAGUCCCUCAGCUGGAGCAGACUCUGAAUCCCCAAGCCCUGAAGAGGCUCCAGAUUACCUUCUGCAAUACAGGGCCAUCAACAGCACAGAGCAGCAACAGGCCUACGAGCAGGACUUUGAGACCGAUUACGCUGAAUACCGAAUCCUUCAUUCCCGUGUUGGGGCUGCAAGCCAAAGGUUCAUAGAGCUGGGAGCAGAGAUCAAAAGAGUUCAGCGAGGAACUCCAGAACACAAGGAGCUGGAAGCCAAGAUAGUCCAGGAAUAUAAAAAGUUCAAAAAGCGAUACCCAGGUUACAGGGAAGAGAAGCGUCGCUGUGAGUACCUGCACCAGAAAUUGUCCCACAUUAAAGGUCUCAUCCUGGAGUUUGAGGAAAAGAACAGGGGCAGCUGAAACCAUCCAAAGGGCUCUAGACCCUCUGCCCAAGAAUGUGCACAAAGCAAUUUCUUACAUAGAACACUUGAGUCCACUGGGGACUAGUAGAGAGCCCAAUAGGUCCUUGAGGCUGGAUUCUCAAGUGUUGCUAUAUUUUAGUUUUUAGGGUGUGGGGACAGUACCAAGACUCCUCUCAUCUGUGCCCUGGAGACUAGGGAAAACAGCGGACACCACUAGUUCAGCCAUGGCAUUUCUAAAUCCUGAGGAAUGACAUUUCCAGGGCAAGAUACUUUUGAGGAAAUUAAGUAAACUAAGUAAAUUUAGCAUCAAGUAACCUUCAAAAGAAUUAAUGGUAACUUUUGGUAACAGUUAAAAGAACUUGUAACACAGCUAGCUAUAAAGGGAAACAGCUUGGGUGUUACACAUGGAAGGAAAAUGUAUUCUUUUACAAACAUGGCUACUAAAUUAAAAGUGUUUUCUGUGUCUUUGGUAC
Perognathus longimembris pacificus (Pacific pocket mouse) is the source of this 1702-nucleotide messenger RNA. It is a transcript of the gene Ell3, whose product is annotated as elongation factor for RNA polymerase II 3. The transcript has 11 exons. Gene Ontology annotation, cellular component: transcription elongation factor complex. The record is from RefSeq and is a predicted model, not a curated record. Gene Ontology annotation, molecular function: cis-regulatory region sequence-specific DNA binding. NCBI's taxonomy places the organism in Eukaryota, Metazoa, Chordata, Mammalia, Rodentia, Heteromyidae. Bases 55 to 1227 code for a protein of 390 amino acids. Gene Ontology annotation, biological process: snRNA transcription by RNA polymerase II; transcription elongation by RNA polymerase II; positive regulation of transcription elongation by RNA polymerase II.